CAUCUUCUCUCUAUAAAGACCCCCUCACACUCUCACCAAACACACAUAAAAAAAUAAAAAAUAAAAAAUAAAAAACAGAUUUUGUUUCCACCUUAACCUGUUCUUCUUCUCUCUGUCGUUUCGUUCCCUCAAUCUUUGAACUUUGUGUUGUAAAUUGCUAGAACACAUAUAUAUAUUUGAUGGGUUUUCUUCACAAGCUAUGGGACGAAACGUUGGCCGGGCCCACACCGGAAACGGGCUUGGGCAAACUCCGCAAGUACAACUCCUUCUCCACCACAACCAACCGGUCACAGGUGGCGCCGGUGGGGAAGGAUGUACCCAUCAGUCGCAGCAUCACCAUUGUUCGGACCCACUCCAAUUUCAGAACCACAACCUCGGAUCCUGUCUCUCCUUCUGUGCCUAUCACCCCUCGCUCCCCUUUAACCCCGGAGACGCCAGGUGGGGAUUUCAAGAAAUUCACGAGGAGAAAAUCGUCAGAGGGUGCGGCGGCGAGCGGCGAGCAUAGAAGUCUGAGUAUAGACUGGGUGAUUAUGAGUGCUUUGGAUCGUUGUUGAGAGAGGAAGUUACAUGUUUUGCUUUGAUUAUCGUUAGGCAGAGGCAGAGGGACUACGUUUUCUGUACAUAUGACAACAAAGAUUCCAAUUUCCAAAGGGAAUCAUAUAUCAUCUUGCAUGACAUAUCUUCUUCUUCUUAUUAAUAUAUAUAUAUAUAUAUAUUAUGUAUGAGUAAGCUACAAAUAAAACGGCUCAGAUUAUGCAGGGUCUUUUGCAUCAGACUCACCACAUGCUUAAUGGGAUUCUGAGGAUGUAAAGGAGAAGAAAGCCACCUUCUGUAUAUUUGAACAUACGGUUUUUGUUUUUCCCUUUUCCGAGUUUUUGGCUGUUGUAAAUAUCGGUUCUGUACUCUGAAAUCUCUUUCGCUAGAACUCAAUGAAGCUUUUUAAGUUAUUAUGUUUCUGCUUUUGUUAGACCUCUGUAGCUUAAUGUUUGAUGUUUCAAUACAAUUAGUUU
Messenger RNA from Gastrolobium bilobum, 1010 nucleotides. RefSeq names its product dormancy-associated protein homolog 4. NCBI's taxonomy places the organism in Eukaryota, Viridiplantae, Streptophyta, Magnoliopsida, Fabales, Fabaceae. The transcript has 3 exons. The record is from RefSeq and is a predicted model, not a curated record. The coding region runs from base 180 to 554 and encodes 124 amino acids.